Molecule: messenger RNA, 588 nt
Organism: Macrobrachium nipponense
Lineage: Eukaryota; Metazoa; Arthropoda; Malacostraca; Decapoda; Palaemonidae
Product: major centromere autoantigen B-like
Exons: 4
Coding region: 1-588 (195 amino acids)
Source: RefSeq, a predicted model, not a curated record
AUGGAGCAAGAUGAGGAGAAGGAGGAGCAGGAGGAGGAGAAGGAAGAAGAAGAAAAUGAAGAGGAGGAUAAGAAGCAGAAGAACAGAGAGAGGAGGAAGAGAAGGAGAGAAGAAAGACGAAGAGGGAGAUACUCCGAAGGAAAGAUCCUCAAGAGGAGAGAUCCUCAGGAGGAGAGAUCCUCAGAAUGGGAGAUCCUCUGGAGAUGGGGAUCCUCAGAAGGUAUCUCGAAAUCCUCAGGAGGAAAGAUCCUCAGGAGGGGAGCCCUCGGGGGUGUGGAUUGGGCUCUUUCCCCCCACAACCAAAACACGACCUUCUUCUUCGUUUACAAAUAUACGACACGGCUGGACGACGACGACGGCGGCGACGACAACAACAACGGCCCGCCCGCCGUCAUACUGGUCAUACUCAAAUGGGCGCAUAUUAAGAACUUGAACAUUACUACUUUACGUUUUAACAUUUAUUCUUCAUUCUCUCCAUCGCAUUCAUCUCUAACUCCUCCUCCACCUCCACCUACUACUCCCCAUCCUCUAACUUCUCCUCCUCCACCAACUACUCUUGCUAUUUCUCCUAUUCCCCCAUCAUCAUAA